Messenger RNA from Rhodofomes roseus, 1983 nucleotides. Its product is annotated as transmembrane amino acid transporter protein-domain-containing protein. Gene Ontology annotation, molecular function: amino acid transmembrane transporter activity. Gene Ontology annotation, biological process: amino acid transmembrane transport. Gene Ontology annotation, cellular component: vacuolar membrane. The record is from RefSeq and is a predicted model, not a curated record. NCBI's taxonomy places the organism in Eukaryota, Fungi, Basidiomycota, Agaricomycetes, Polyporales, Fomitopsidaceae. Bases 263 to 1654 code for a protein of 463 amino acids. The transcript has 16 exons.
GGGGCGGUCGUGGGGCUGGCAGGGAGGUGACAAGGCUGAUUUGACGAAGACAAGCCGUGGCUCCCUCCCUGCCCCGACAGCCGGUGACUUCAUCUUCGCGAGACGCUCUUCGCAGACCAUCAAAUUGAAAAAUGGCUGACGGCCACCGCCUUCGCUAUCUCUACCUCUUCCCAACCUCCCAUCCCGCCCUAAAAGCGACCCCCACCUUCCCCCACCCCGCGCAGAGUGUAAGUGACGAUCCAACGACCCGAUAUUCACCACGAUGAGCGGUCACGACGGAGUGCCGAAUGGCACUGGGGCGUACGAGAAGCAUGGGCUUACGGAGCAGACGAACAAGGAAAGCGCAGUCAAAGCCGAUGAGUUUGAUGUCUACGGAGAUGACGCGUCUGCCGACAUCAAGUACCGCACCAUGGUGUGGUGGAAAGCGGCGGCACUCAUGUUGGCAGAAACUGUGUCACUUGGGAUCCUGUCGAUUCCCUCAGUGUUCCAGAGCCUUGGCAUGGUUGCGGGCUGCAUCCUCGUCAUCAGCCUCGGAGGGAUUGCAACUGUCACGGGCUACAUGAUCGGUGCGUUCAAGCUACGCUACCCGCACGUACACAACAUGGCCGAUGCGGGUAUGAUCCUUGCGGGACCGAUCGGCCGCGAGGUCCUCGGCGCGGCCCAGGUCAUUUUCAUGGUCUUCCUCUGCGGAAGUCACGUCCUGACUGGGAUGAUCGCAUUUGACACCAUUACCGCCGGUGCAUCAUGUUCCGUGCUCUGGGCAGGCAUUUCUGCCAUCAUUUGCCUUGUCCUGACCAUCCCGCGAACACUGGACGGAAUCUCAUACCUCAGUGUUGCCUCGUUCAUUUCUAUCGUCACUGCCGUUAUGAUCACGAUGAUCGGUGUCGGUGUCGCAGGACACCAAGGUGGCGUCACCGUUACCGCGAACCUCAACUUCGCGAGCGGUUUCCUCGCCGUGACGGACAUUAUCUUUGCAUACGCGGGACACGUCGGAUUCUUUACGUUUAUUGCGGAAAUGAAGGAACCCAAGGACUUUGUCAAAGCGCUGUACUUCUUGCAGAUCGCUGAUACGACGCUCUACCUGGUCGUCGGUAUCGUCGUAUAUGCGUACGCAGGCGCAGAAACGGUCUCGCCCGCCCUGGGUAACACAGGCAUGACGCUCCGCAGAAUCUCGUAUGGCAUUGCGUUACCGACGAUCAUGAUUGCGGGUGUAAUCAAUGGACAUGUCUGCGCGAAGCUGGUGUUCGUCAGACUGUUCCGUCGCAACGGCGUUGCGUCUCGGCACAUGACCGCGCAUUCGUGGACUGGCUGGCUGACGUGGAUUGGAAUCUGCUUCGCUAUCUGGACCGUCGCAUUUGUCAUCGCAGAAGUAAUCCCGUUCUUCAACGACCUCCUAGGGGUUAUCUCCUCGCUCUUCGCAAGCUGGUUCACAUACGGCAUAUCCGGCAUCUUUUGGUUCCAUCUGACGCCGCGCUCUGAGCGGUGGGCGACGCCGUGGCAGCGCUGCAAGACGGUGUUCUGGGCGUCGAUCAUCCUCAUGGGUGCAUUCAUCAUGGUCGCUGGGCUCUACGCGAGCGUCGACAGCAUCGUCGAAGGCUACCGGGGUGGCCAGUUCCCAGGACCGUUUACUUGUGCGAGUCAGGCUCUUGCUUGAGUGGCCGUCGCGAUUGGGCGGAAGGCGCUGGUGUGAUGGGGAUGCGGCGCAAACGUGCGAAGGGGUGCGGGCUAUCAAGCGGGGCGAGUCUGUGCGUCGUGGACGUGAGCCAUCUAAUAUAUAUCCUCUGCGGUGCCGCAUAUCUGUAUCAUAUAACUUAAUGUUUCGUAUACCACAGCCCCUUAUGUAUGCAAUAGACGCGAAUGACGAUACCCGUCUAAUUUCAGUCUAUGAUAUAGUUUCGCAGCACCUGUCUGGAGAAGUCGGGAUGCUCUUCGUCUUCGAGAUGUCGAGGCGUCAAUGAGCGAGCUUCUCGGAAGUGCCUCGGA